This is a messenger RNA of Dacryopinax primogenitus, 1069 nucleotides long. RefSeq lists its product as uncharacterized. The transcript is spliced from 10 exons. Lineage: Eukaryota; Fungi; Basidiomycota; Dacrymycetes; Dacrymycetales; Dacrymycetaceae. Bases 86 to 1069 code for a protein of 327 amino acids. The record is from RefSeq and is a predicted model, not a curated record.
CUCAUCGGCGCACGCGUUUCGACUCUUGGAUAACUUAUAUCCUCUUGAAUAUCGGAUUGGAAGUGGACACCAGGCUGGCAGAGGGAUGGACACCGAUGAACAAGCAGAGAUAGCGGCACUCAUCGUGUAUGCUCAGCACACGCAGAUCACUAACUAUUUCACCGUCGCGAGCUUUUGCCUCUUUGUGUAUGACUGGAUCAUCACACUUCCCCUGGAGGCGAAGUAUGUAUGGCCUUCCCCCUGGUCAUUGGGGAAAGUGCUCUUCCUCCUCACCCGAUACCUUGCCCUGAUAGACACGAGCGUCAUCAUCCCCCGACAACUCGGUAAUAAUCUAAGCACGACGGAUUGUCAGAUCCUUUAUCAAUGGAGCACUUGGAGUAUGGUCGUGGGCGUCGCGAUUGCGGACAUCAUUCUUGCGAUGCGUACCUGGGCGAUCUGGUCUAGGUCCCGAGCAUGGGGAUUUUUGCUCGCUUUCGCUUGGUUUUCAGUGUAUAGCAUCACGUUCGGGACGAUGGGAAAGGGGAUGUCUGGCCUCACGUUCGGAUUACCCCCGGAUCCAGCUCUCAAGGGGUGUUUCAUCAUCGCAGCUGGAGAUCAAGGAAUCCUAUUCAUCGGAUUCGUAGUGAUUAUGGUAUUUGAUUUAUUCACAUUCACAGUAACAGCGAUUAAAGGAAUUGAUCAUAUUCGACGAGGCGAUUCGGCACUCGUCUCGGUGCUGUACCGGGAUGGGUUGUUGUUCUCGGCUGUACUGUGUGUGAUCUCGGUACUGAAUAUCAUCGUUUUGGAGCACUUGAGUUCCGAUCUAUUCGACGUCCUCGUCGUUCUCUUCCGCUCGGUCCAUGCCAUUCUCGCCUGCCGCAUUAUGCUACACAUCCGGGACGCGGCUGGACGAGAACUCGACCAAACUACGGCUGCCAUGGAACUGACUGCCGUGCGACCCCCAGCUAGAGGCAGACAGGGCGGAACAACAUGGGGAAGUACGACAUGGGGCAGUUCUACGGGGUGGAGUGAUGAGGAAGAGGAGGACGGAGAAAGAGGAAGAGCGCAAGUACUGAGUUUGACCUUAUAG